GUACGACGAAACUGGUUAGUGAAAGUGGUCCAAAAAAUGGCGUUAUGUCAAAUCCCGAUCUCGACGAGAAAUUUCACGAAGGAACACGAACGCGGACUUCCAAUAACACCAAGCCACCGUCGAAGAAGUCUCUCUCUUCCCCCAACCCCCAUCAACUCGGCACUCUGCUCUUCCAAGAUCACCGCGGUCUCCCAAGGCGGCGGCAACCAUGGCGAGGGGCGCGCGGUACUCCCGGACGCUCCUCGGCCGGAGAUCCUCCUCGUUCACUCUGAUCCUGGCGGCCCUCCUGACCGCGUCGGUCGUCCUGCCGAUGCUCCUCGGCUUCGGAGUCUUCUCGCUCCCCGUCGGUUCCGACGACCGCGCUAAGCCUGACCUCCGCCCCCUUCGAUCCGUCCACGAAGCAUUUUGCAGGAAGGAUGAUAUGGGGCAGAUAGGGGAUCAGUGGACGGAGGUGCUCUCGUGGGAGCCUAGGGCGUUUAUAUACCACAAAUUUCUGUCCAAGAAAGAGUGUGACUAUCUGAUUGAGUUAGCGAAGCCUCACAUGGAGAAAUCAACAGUUGUUGAUAGUGCCACUGGUUGGAGUAAAGACAGCAGGUUUGCAUUUCACAGGGUGAGGACGAGUUCGAGCAUGUUUCUUAGAAGAGGAAAAGACAAAAUUAUCUGUGCAAUUGAGAAAAGGAUAGCAGAUUAUACCUUUAUACCUGUAGGUAGUAUUCAGCAUAUUAUACAAACUGAAGAACUUCAUCACUGGGUUCUCCAUUAUGAAGUUGGUCAGAAAUACGAUCCGCACUAUGAUUCUUUCCAUGAUGAAUUCAAUACCAAGAAUGGGGGUCAACGUAUUGCUACCCUUCUCAUGUAUCUUAUAUCUGUUGCUCAGUUCUCAUGUUGAGGAAGGUGGUGAAACUGUGUUUCCCUUCUGAGAAGGUAAAUAGCAGUUCUUUACCAUGGUAUAAUGAGCUAUCAGACUGUGCAAAGCAGUUUCUUUCUGUUAAAACCAAAAGAUGGGAGAUGCAUUACUCUUCUGGAGCAUGAGGCCAGAUGCCACUCCAGAUCCAUCUAGUUUGCACGGUGGAUGUCCUGUUAUUAAAGGAAAUAAGUGGUCUUCUACAAAGUGGAUGCGCAUGCAUGAGUACAGGGCUUAGCUACCAAACUAAACAAGAAUUUUCCUGUCAUCAUGAUUCAUGAUGAGAUACGAAGCAGACCUAGAGAUGGCAACCUGAGAUACGAAGCAGCAGACCUAUCGUCAGUCUUGAUGAUAGUAGCAGUGAUGCUCGGGAUGGUUAGAGAAAAAGAGGAUGAUAUGAGGCAUAUAAAGUAACCUUAUAAAUUCUUGAUUCCGGUGGUUGGGGAUGUAAAUGUAUGACAAAGCAACUUUAGUCUCCUUUUUUUCAAACUCACAAGAAUAUAAAUGUUCACCAAAUGGGUUAUGGUUA
Musa acuminata AAA Group (dessert banana) is the source of this 1433-nucleotide messenger RNA. RefSeq names its product probable prolyl 4-hydroxylase 3. Gene Ontology annotation, cellular component: endoplasmic reticulum. NCBI's taxonomy places the organism in Eukaryota, Viridiplantae, Streptophyta, Magnoliopsida, Zingiberales, Musaceae. Gene Ontology annotation, molecular function: procollagen-proline 4-dioxygenase activity; iron ion binding; L-ascorbic acid binding. The record is from RefSeq and is a predicted model, not a curated record. Gene Ontology annotation, biological process: peptidyl-proline hydroxylation to 4-hydroxy-L-proline. Bases 209 to 889 code for a protein of 226 amino acids. The transcript has 8 exons.